This is a messenger RNA of Purpureocillium lilacinum, 504 nucleotides long. The record is from RefSeq and is a predicted model, not a curated record. NCBI's taxonomy places the organism in Eukaryota, Fungi, Ascomycota, Sordariomycetes, Hypocreales, Ophiocordycipitaceae.
AUGGCGAGAUCCUCCGAUGAAUCGGAGUCGGACGAAGAGCUUGAGCAAGGCGCGAUCGUCUUGCACCAGCUCUUCAAUCGUAAGGUCGUACUAUAUCCGGAUAAUACCGUCGUCAAGUCUGGGAAGCGCAUCGCCAUCGGGGAGGCGGACGCGCUGAAGGUCGCCGAGGCGGCCGGGAUUCCGGCACCGGCCGUCCAUGACGCUCAUACGGACUCUGAUGGCGUCAAGCACAUCCGCAUGAGCUAUAUCGAGGGAGAAACUCUCGACAAGUUAUGGCCCGAUUUGCCCGCCGAAAAGAAGAACAUCCUAGUUCACGACGGGAAGGUCAAAGGGAUUAUUGAUUGGGAGGAUAGCGGUUGGUAUCCAGCAUACUGGGAAUUUGUCAAGUUCUUCCUGCGUCCUGCUGAAAGAGGUUGGAAGGAAUAUGCAGAGGAAAUUUUUCCCGAGUUGUAUCAGGAUGAGUUGGUGGAUCUGAUUGCCAUUUCCAAGUGGCAGAAUGAUUAA